CUUUUUUUUUUUUUUUUUUUUUUACCGUUACUCACUCAGUCUUUACGAAAUAACAGCUUACAAUUGGGUUAACGUGUUAGCAACACUUCUUCUAACGUUGGGAUAGCGACAGUUUUGCACUACCUGAUCAUCGACCCUAACGUGGAGGUGAAUUUCAUUCGGAAAUGGGCAGAUACAAGUGCCGAGUUAAAGUCAGUCGUGACAAUGGACUACCUAACAAACGAGAUACACCAGUAAAAACUGCGCUGUGCAGACGAGACAAGUGCAAGAGAAUUCUGCCCAACAAGCAUUAUGAAGCAAUUCCAGAGGAACCUGAAGUGGAGGGUGAGAAUGUCCCCACUGUCAAACUAACCAUGACUGGCGUUAAGCCUGUCCCCCGCAAAUCUGUGCUACGCUCCAGCAGCCCUGGAUUUGCUGAAAAUCCCAGAGGCAAAGCCGCCUCGCCUGCCGCACCAGCUAAUACGAAAGUAAAUGGCUACCAAGGGUCACCAGCAGGUAACCCAACAAUUAAGGUGGCUCCCGAUGCAGAGGCUUUUAAAGGUGGUGAAAUACGAGUUAACGAAGAAGAGCAAAACUUAGCAGUGACUCCAGAAAGCAUCACAUCUUCUAGCAUGGAGUCAGACGAAACUUUAAGCUCAGAGGAAGACUGUUACUCCUCUGCUUCUAUGGACUCCAGCAGUCUUCCCUCCCCAGAGAUCUUCAGAAGAGAGAGCUAUGUGGAAACACUGACUUUCCCCAUUAAGGAUAAGCUGCUGGGUCUCCAUCUUGACAUUAAGAACUCCACCUUGCUGGAUGGGAGCCACGCUGAGAACAUCCACAUGUAUCAUCCCCCCAACCUUUCCACCAUCAUCGAUGCCUCUGCAAUUCUUGCUGAAAAGAACUGCGAGAUCAGAGGGCCUGAAGCUAAGACCAAAAUACCUAUGGACUCAUUUAAAUCAGUGGAAACACUGACUUUCCCCAUUAAGGAUAAGCUGCUGGGUCUCCAUCUUGACAUUAAGAACUCCACCUUGCUGGAUGGGAGCCACGCUGAGAACAUCCACAUGUAUCAUCCCCCCAACCUUUCCACCAUCAUCGUGGACAAUCGUCUGAUAAAACCUCUGUCUGCAGAUGCCUCUGCAAUUCUUGCUGAAAAGAACUGCGAGAUCAGAGGGCCUGAAGCUAAGACCAAAAUACCUAUGGACUCAUUUAAAUCAGACAAACCCUUCAAGUGGAAAACCCCGCCAAAAGUCACCAACAGAAGGCCCAUUUUGUGCAAGAAGAAGGUAUGGUUCAAAAGCCCUAUCAUUGCUGAGACCUUUAAAGGAAAAUGCAACCCGGCCGCCAGAGUAGGCCUAACUAUUGACGACAGCAGAGAGCCGGUCCAAACAUCCAGCCCAGCUGAGCAGAUUAUGCCUGAUGCAGACACAUGCAGAACAGGUAUGAUCAGUUCUAAAGAAGAGGCAUUACAACUGAAGGUUCUGCUGGAAAGGCCUGUAAAAAGUAGUCCGGAGAAAGCCAAUUUCUUUGACUUUGUCACCAACAGUGACCAGAAUGCUUUCUUUCAGAGGAUGAGAGAAAGGUGUGUCAAACUCAGAAGUGCUCCUUUAUUUCCCCUUACAGCUGCGAAGCACACAAAACCAACUGUCCUGUGACAUCUGAGGCCAAAAUAUUGUGUGUAAAGAUUCGGGCUUUAUUCCAAAAUCUAGAUUAAAGAGGUCUGCAUGUGAAAACCCCUGUGUAAAAAAACAAACAAACAAACAAACAAACAAAAAAGUAGUCCUGGUGUACUUCAAAACAAGAAGGGGAUUAGACUGUCUGAUUGUCUAAUAUGGAAAAUGAAAUGUUAUGCACUUUAAUUAGCGUUUGAAUAUGUUUAAAAAAAGAAUAAUUCAAAUGCCACACUGUAGGUGAAUGUAUGAAUAAAUGUAGGUGCCUACACACCAUAAACUCUGCAAACUUAGUGAAAGUGACCUUCCAACUUCCACUGUGUCUCAACAUGGCUCCUAUUGUUUUUUUGUUUUUUUUAUUACAUAGCCUACUGUACAAACUGUGGAGUAGGCCUAUGAGUUGAUAUGGUCAGAUGGCUGUUAGCUGUUAAUUGGUCCUUUUGAAUACAUCUGUUUAUGACAAUGGAGGUUUCACUAUACUUUUUUAACACAUGGUGAGCAUUCAAACCAACCUGAUUUCCUUUAAGUGUCUGGUGCAAACUGACCACUAGAUGUCAGACCUGUUUUUUCUUAAAUAGCCCUCUUUUCUUAAAUAGCCAUCUUUUCUCUUCUCCUGGCAGUGAUUGCUUUUUUUUAUAUGUGCAAUAUGCAUGUUGUGUUUCUCUAUCUGUAUUUUUAUUUACUCUUUUGGCAUGUGUGUUAGUGCCAUGUGUGUCAAUGCAAUAACAGCGGAGUCUAAAUGUUUAAUGUAAGCUAAGCAUAAAGUUGAAAUGUUCUCUAUAUUUGUGACUUGUCUGUCUUUGCAGAUGUUUUGAGCGUCUGAAAGAAUAUGAAAUGAAUGUUCAAUAAAUAAUAAAAUCAUUCUUGUUGUA
This is a messenger RNA of Micropterus dolomieu (smallmouth bass), 2518 nucleotides long. RefSeq lists its product as uncharacterized. Gene Ontology annotation, cellular component: kinetochore. NCBI's taxonomy places the organism in Eukaryota, Metazoa, Chordata, Actinopteri, Centrarchiformes, Centrarchidae. The coding region runs from base 165 to 1631 and encodes 488 amino acids. Gene Ontology annotation, biological process: homologous chromosome segregation; female meiosis chromosome segregation; male meiosis chromosome segregation. The record is from RefSeq and is a predicted model, not a curated record. The transcript has 11 exons.